GCCGCUUCCGGCCCCGCGCGCUGACACCGUCAUGGCGCAACCGGCAGGAGCCGUGUCUUGCCACACGGGUGUCACGCAGGAUCGCUUCCUCGCGGACCUCUACCCACAGAGAAAGCCAGUAGUGCUGAAAGGAAUAGACUUGGGUGCUUGCACAGCCAAAUGGACAGUGGAUUAUCUGAGCCAAAUAGCAGGAGCUAAAGAAGUAAAGAUUCAUGUUUCCACAGUGCCGCAGAUGGACUUCCUCAGUAAGAACUUUGUGUAUAGAACAUUGCCUUUUGAUACGUUUGUGCGGAGAGCAGCUGAAGUCACACACACAGAGUAUUUUAUAUCUGAGGAUGAAAAAUAUUAUUUGCGAUCCCUGGGUGAAGAUCCAAGAAAGGAUAUUGCAGAUAUUAGAAAGCAAUUUCCUUUAUUGGCAGAAGAUAUUCAGAUCCCAGAAUAUUUUGCAAAGGAACAGUUCUUCUCCAGUGUCUUCCGCAUCAGCUCAGCAGGACUGCAGCUGUGGACACACUAUGAUGUAAUGGAUAACUUCUUAAUCCAGGUAACAGGAAAGAAACGAGUUGUGUUGUACAGUCCUCGAGAUGCACCGUAUUUGUAUUUAGCAGGCACUAAAUCAGAAGUGCUGGAUGUGGACAACCCAGACCUGGAAAAAUAUCCCCUUUUUUUGAAAGCCAGGCGCUAUGAAUGCUAUCUUGAAGCAGGAGAUGUGUUGUUCAUUCCAGCUUUGUGGUUCCAUAAUGUAAUUUCUGAGGAGUUUGGUGUGGGUGUGAAUAUCUUCUGGAAGCACCUUCCUACCCAGUGCUAUGAUAAAACAGACACUUAUGGAAAUAAAGAUCCUACAGCAGCCACCAGGGCAGUACAGAUCUUGGACAGAGCUUUGAAAACACUGGAGGAACUACCUGAAGAAUAUAGAGAUUUUUAUGCUCGCAGAAUGGUUUUACGUAUCCAAGAAAAAGCCUACAGCACUAACUAUGAAUAAAUUGCAUAAUGCAAGUCAACUGAAAUGCUCCAGGAACAGAGAAGGAUGUAUAUGGACACUGCACAUGCAGAUACUUUGUUAUAAGACUUCCACAAAAGCCUGUUAAUAAACAUAUAACUUUGUAGCUAAAUACUUA
Molecule: messenger RNA, 1115 nt
Organism: Gavialis gangeticus (Gharial)
Lineage: Eukaryota; Metazoa; Chordata; Crocodylia; Gavialidae
Gene: TYW5
Product: tRNA-yW synthesizing protein 5
Exons: 8
Coding region: 32-979 (315 amino acids)
Biological process (GO): wybutosine biosynthetic process
Molecular function (GO): 2-oxoglutarate-dependent dioxygenase activity; tRNA binding
Source: RefSeq, a predicted model, not a curated record